This is a messenger RNA of Brugia malayi, 930 nucleotides long. RefSeq lists its product as uncharacterized. Gene Ontology annotation, molecular function: RNA polymerase II cis-regulatory region sequence-specific DNA binding; DNA-binding transcription factor activity, RNA polymerase II-specific. The transcript is spliced from 7 exons. Gene Ontology annotation, biological process: sex differentiation; regulation of transcription by RNA polymerase II. Lineage: Eukaryota; Metazoa; Nematoda; Chromadorea; Rhabditida; Onchocercidae. The record is from RefSeq and is a predicted model, not a curated record. The coding region runs from base 1 to 930 and encodes 309 amino acids. Gene Ontology annotation, cellular component: nucleus.
AUGUCUAAAGAAGAGAACUGUAAGCGAUAUUUUGCCAUAAGUAAAAAAAUGCCCAAAGAUGUGAAACGCCAUUGCGGAAUUUGUCGACAGCACGGAAUGCUAGUGGAAACACGUGGCCAUCACUGCAAUCGGAAGAACUGUAACUGCUCAAAAUGCUUACUGAUACGUCAACGUCGACAAAUUAUGAGCACGCAGAUCCGUAUACGCCGUGCGCAAGAUAAAAUAUUUCAGCGUACUUCGCAACUAACUCAAGCAACUAUUACUCCGCAAAAUUAUUUUAAUGAAAAUGAUCCGGCAAUAUACCACUUUAGAAAAGUAACUAAAACAAGUACCGCAACCCAAAAUCAAUGCUACAUUUGUCAAAAAUGCAAAAAUCAUGGUGUUUUGGUUUGGAAAAAAGAACACAAGAGACAUUGUUUAUAUGCUAAUUGUGCGUGUGAUCAAUGUGAAUUGAUCGAAAAGAGGCGAAAAUUAGAUCAAAUUUUGAAAGCCUCAAAACUUAGAUCUAACGAACACAAAAAAGAACGAAAAACUCAUGUGCCAAUAUCAGUGAAUUCAUUCACUAAUUCAAAUAUGCUAUCGAUAUUUACUAAUCUGGACAAGAAGUUGGUAAAACAAAUUUAUGACCAAGAUUUCGCUGAAAUACCUAUUCCCAUUCCUGAGAUGGACUUGUCAUCUUAUACGCUGUUGACAGCGAGAUCCGAACUUUCGGCUGAAACGAAUAUAUCGCUGGCAACCUUCGAUGAAUCUAAAAAAUCAGAUGCAGUUUCAUCUAAUGGCUUAGUAUAUCCGAUACCACUGAGACCCCAGUCUCUUUUAUUACCCAUUACUGCUGUAAAUGUGCCAACAGUCUGCAGUUCGUAUAAUCCAGCUGAUGCAGCAGUUCUGCAUACUCUUGCAAUAAUGCAAUUUGCGCUCGGCAUUCUUUAA